Molecule: messenger RNA, 1536 nt
Organism: Thyridium curvatum
Lineage: Eukaryota; Fungi; Ascomycota; Sordariomycetes; Thyridiales; Thyridiaceae
Exons: 3
Coding region: 1-1536 (511 amino acids)
Biological process (GO): DNA replication, synthesis of primer
Cellular component (GO): alpha DNA polymerase:primase complex
Source: RefSeq, a predicted model, not a curated record
AUGCCUCACUCAAUCCCUUCUGCCGGGAACUCGCCCCCGAAGCCAGACAUGGAUGUGGACAGCCAAGAGGCGACCGAGCCUACCAACGGCGACAGCCAGGUCUCACGAGCAACGGAUGGCGAUGUCGACAUGACCGAGCUGCCUGUGGUCGAGGCGCAGCCCGGUACAGGAGACGUGAAGAAAGAGACCAAACUCGAGGAUCUGUUUGAAGACUCCGAUGAAGAAUUUCCUAGCUCGCGUCCGCAGGAUGCCUCCAGUCCUCCCGGCACCAGCGCUCCUCUUGGUGACAUCGCGUCUCUCAAGGCGUCCGAUCCAGGAUUGAUGCGCAGCUUUUACCAGAGACUCUUUCCCUGGCGUUAUCUUUUCCAAUGGCUCAACCACAGUCCCACUCCUACCCCAGACUUCGGCCAUCGCGAGUUUGCCUUUACUUUACAGAACGAUGCGUACCUCCGCUACCAAUCCUUCCAAACAUCAGACCUUCUUCGCAAAGACGUGUUGCGCCUCAUGCCUUCGCGUUUCGAAAUCGGGCCGGUCUACAACACGAAUCCCCGUGAGCGCAAGACUCUACGCAACUCCUCCGCGUUUAAGCCUCUUUCCAAGGAGCUGUGCUUCGAUAUAGAUUUGACCGACUACGACGAGAUCCGUACCUGCUGCGACAAGGCCAACAUCUGCAACAAAUGCUGGCAGUUCAUGACCAUGGCCAUCAAAGUCAUCGACAUCGCCUUGCGAGAGGACUUCGGCUUCAAACACAUCAUGUGGGUGUACUCCGGUCGACGUGGUGCCCACGCCUGGGUCUGCGACAAGAAGGCGCGGGUGAUGGACGACCAGAAGCGGAGAGCCAUUGCGGGAUACCUGGAAGUCAUCCGCGGCGGCUCACAGAGUGGGAAGAAGGUCAAUGUCAAGCGCCCUCUUCACCCGCACCUGACGAGGAGCCUGGACAUCCUCAAGACGCAUUUCCAAGAGGAUGUCCUCGAGGAGCAGAACCCCUGGGAGUCUGAAGAGCGGUCUAAGAAACUGCUGCAGCUCCUUCCGGACAAGACACUCAACGAGGCCUUACAAAAGAAGUGGGAUUCCGCUCCUGGCAGGGCCUCGACCUCAAAGUGGGCGGAUAUCGAUACCCUGGCAAAGAGUGGCGUAAGCAAGCAUCUAGACCCCAAAGCUUUGAAGGAGGCGAAGCAGGACAUCGUCUUGGAGUAUACCUACCCUCGCCUCGAUAUCGAGGUCAGCAAGAAGCUCAACCAUUUGCUCAAGAGCCCCUUCGUCGUCCAUCCCGGCACAGGCAGGGUGUGUGUUCCCAUCGACACUGCCGCCUUGGAGGACUUUGACCCCCUUGGCGUCCCCACCGUGCAGGGCCUGCUGCAAGAAAUUGACGAGUGGAAGGAGGACGGCGACGCCAAUGGAGGCAAGCCGCUCCAGGAUUGGGAAAAGACGAGUUUAAGACCUUAUAUCGAACAGUUCAGGUCGUUUGUACUGAAUCUUAUGAAGGACGAGAGGGACGUCAAGGUAAAGAGGGAGGCUGAUGCGAUGGAUUUCUGA